Messenger RNA from Nothobranchius furzeri (turquoise killifish), 5081 nucleotides. RefSeq names its product putative leucine-rich repeat-containing protein DDB_G0290503. The record is from RefSeq and is a predicted model, not a curated record. NCBI's taxonomy places the organism in Eukaryota, Metazoa, Chordata, Actinopteri, Cyprinodontiformes, Nothobranchiidae.
CUACUACUACUACUACUACUACUACGUUACGGAACUUAGCUUGUAUGACACAUCAAAGGCCAGUGACGUCAUCACUUAGCUGCAUCACUGUAUUACCCACCUCUCUGAGGGAUUCGAUCAGACGGCAUCUGACUUUGUGACAGGUUACGUGUUUUCUCACUCCCACCACAGAAUUUAAUUUCUUAUCUCAGGAUGAUUCAAGGACCAGCUAUGUCAAGACAGCAGAGACAGCAAGCUCAGAAAUACGAGCAACUCUCGUAUGACCCAUCAAGGCUCGAGCAAAUUACGCUUCUCACAGAAGAAAAUAACAAACUCAAAAGCAAACUUGAAGAAACACAGGAGCACUUUAGCAAGGCUACAGGACUUCCACUUGAUGGAUACCAGCUGAGACAACGGUGUAUUAACUUGGAAAAACAGCUUCAGGCUUCUCAAAAUCAGCUAAUGGUAAGUGAGUCGAUGCGCAUAGCUGACAGAAACUACAUUAGCGAACUUGUUCAGAACAUUCAAAUCCUGCGAUCUGAGCUGGAAAUUGCAAAGACCAGUGACUGGAAACGAGUCGAUGUUAUAGCAGAUGAAAAAGACACGCUGUUUAACGACAUUUUAAUCAAACUGAGGCACUAUAAAGAUGAAAUCUUUGGUCUCCAGGCUGCCUUUAAUGAGUUCAGUGGGUGGAAAGGUCAAAUUAAAACCAUACAUGGUAAGACAGACGCCUUGACCAGCUCGAUAAGUCACCUAGAGGCGAAGCUAAGGGACCUGGUGAAAGAAGGUGAAGACAUGAGUGUUUCCAAACAAAACGACACCAUAAUCAAUGUGCCUUUAUCAGAACUGAGUGAUAUAAAAGAGAGAAAUAUAGAUUUAGAGUCUGAAAUUAAAGGCCUAACCAUAAAGAAUGAUGAGAAUGAAAGACUAAUUCAGGAACUGAGAAGAAAAUUGGAAAACAGCCACAGAGAAGAGGAAUGCAAUUAUUUCAAAUCAACAAUUGAAGAGUUGCAGACAUCCGAGGCAGCGCUUCUAAAGGAGGUUCAUGAGCUGAAGGAAACGCGCUCGAUGUGCAAUGAAAAGAUUAAUAGGCUUUCUCAAACCAUCGAAAAGGCUGAACGUGAGAAAAUGAGUGCAGAGAAAAUUUCUGAGGAGCUAAAACAGAUAAACGAAAAAUUGCAGAUAGUCUCCUCAUUUAGGGACAGUUACCAAAAGCAGAAAGAGAUGAACAUUCAAGAGCCUCACUUGCAGAAAACGAUAAGACUGCAGGGGCAACAGAUCAAGCAGGAUGAUUUGCAGGGAAGAAAUGAAAUGCAUCAGUCUCUUAAUGAUAAAAAUAAGCUGAAAAAAGAUUCUCAAUCGUCCGAACUUCAGUUAAAAUUAGAUAAAUUAAAGAUGAAGCUAGAAAACAAACAAGAGCAGUACAAGGAGCUUCACAAAGACAUCUGGAGUUUUUUAGAAACUGUUUCUGAUAAUGCAGGAAUCUUACUGAAUAAGAAGGAACCUGUCAGUAAUCAGAUAUCAACAGCCUUAGAACAAAUCAAAGUUUAUAUCAAUAACACUUCGCAGGGCCUCGUUUCUCGCAGGAAUUUACACAAAAAAUUAGCAGCGAAAGCCGCCGCUCUAAGGAAGGCAGAACAAGAGCUGGAGUCCAGUAAUAAGGUUAUAGAUGAGCUGCGUAUUCAGCUCGAGGAGAUGAAACAAAGGCACAACACGGAACUAAUUGAGCUGGAAUUGGCUUCACAAGAAGGAAUUACAGAAUAUAUCAGGGAAAUUAGCCAGCUGAAGGACGCAAUUAAAACUGCAGAGAAUGAGCUGGAAUACUUAAAAAGUCCAGAUUUCAAGCCAGACAAAGAACUCCCGAAAAAGGUGGAAGAACUGACUCUAGAGCUGCUGAUUAGCAAGGGAAAGCAAAAACAGCUUCAGAGAAUAAACGACAAGCAACAGAAUGAAUGUGAGGAGCUCAGGAAACAAAUCAGUCAACUCAGCGCCGAUAAUGGGAAGUCAAGCUCUGAGGGAAAAUUUGAAGAGAGAUUUUUGAAGGCACAGCCUUCCAAACCGAAGACGGUAAAAGCGCCUCUAAAGAAGAAUGGAGGGGAGAAUGAAGUGCUUUCGCCAGGGGAAAAGGCUCCUAAAUAUCAUGCAGGGAUUCAGGAAACAUCAAAGAAUGAAGAAAUGUUCACAGACCCAUGGUCUUCAGACUCUGAUGAUGAAGUUCAAACGAGCUUUUGCAAUGAAAUACAUCCCAAAGAAGACAGUUGCUCCAAAAUACCAAAAAAAUUGGGGCCUGAGGUGGUAAAGAUGGACACUUCUCCAACGAAAACUGAAAAAGAUAUUGACUUAUUUUUACCUGAGAGAUGGUCUCCGAAAAAUCAAGCCAAAACAUCUGAAAACAGCAAAAUAAGUGAACAAAGCCCACUAUCCAGGUUCAACCCCAAACAAGGAAAAACCCCUUUACCUUCAGUGAGAAGCAGACGUACUGAUCUCCCCCAAAACGUUCUACCAGUUCCUACAGAUGAAUUUGAAAAGAGCUUUGGGAAUGAAAAAUCUCCCAGGGCACACAGAUAUACAAAAUCUACAAAUGAACUGGGGGCUGAAGUAAAAAAGAUGGACACUUCUCCAAAUAAAAUUGAAAAGGAGAAAGAGUUUAUUUCAUCUGAGAAAAAGUCUCAUGACGAGUUCUUGGAUUCAUGGUUGAAGGAAUUUGGUUGGUCUGAUGAUAUCACUGAAGACAGAUUGUUGCCAGGCUCCGAUAGUGGAUCUAGGAAUGAAACAUCUCCCAAGGAAGCCAAAAGCAAGAAAUCUUCAAAAGAACUGGGGGCUGAAGUAAAAAAGAUGGACAUUUCUCCAACAAAAACUGAAAAGGAUGUUGAAUUAUGUUUACCUGGGAUAUGGUUUAAGAAACAUCAAGCUAAAACAUCUGAAAACAGCAAAAUAAGUGAACAAAGCCCACCAUCCAGGUUCAACCCCAAACGAGGAAAUACCCCUUUACCUUCAAUGAGAAGCAGACGUACUGAUCUCCCCCAAAACGUUCUACCAGUUCCUACAGAUGAAUUUGAAAAGAGCUUUGGGAAUGAAAAAUCUCCCAGGGCACACAGAUAUACAAAAUCUACAAAUGAACUGGGGGCUGAAGCAAAAAAGAUGGACACUUCUCCAACGAAAAGUGAAAAGGAGAAAGAGUUAAUUUCAUCUGAGAAAAAGUCUACCAACGAGAUCUUGGAUUCAUUGUUGGAGGAAUUUGGUUGGCUUGACGAUAUCACUGAAGACAGAUUGUUGCCAGGCUCCGAUGGUGGCCAUAGGAAUGAAAAAUCUCCCAAGGAAGCCAAAAGCACGAAAUCUACAAAUGAACUGGGGGCUGAAGUAAAAAAGAUGGACGCUUCUCCAAAGAAAAGUGAAAAGGAGAAAGAGUUAAUUUCAUCUGAGAAAAAGUCUACCAACGAGAUCUUGGAUUCAUUGUUGGAGGAAUUUGGUUGGCUUGACGAUAUCACUGAAGACAGAUUGUUGCCAGGCUCCGAUGGUGGCCAUAGGAAUGAAAAAUCUCCCAAGGAAGCCAAAAGCACGAAAUCUACAAAUGAACUGGGGGCUGAAGUAAAAAAGAUGGACGCUUCUCCAAAGAAAAGUGAAAAGGAGAAAGAGUUAAUUUCAUCUGAGAAAAAGUCUACCAACGAGAUCUUGGAUUCAUUGUUGGAGGAAUUUGGUUGGCUUGACGAUAUCACUGAAGACAGAUUGUUGCCAGGCUCCGAUGGUGGCCAUAGGAAUGAAAAAUCUCCCAAGGAAGCCAAAAGCACGAAAUCUACAAAUGAACUGGGGGCUGAAGCAAAAAAAGUUGGACGCUUCUCCAAAGAAAAUUGAAAAAUGAGAAGGAGUUAAUUUCUUGUCUGAAAAAGGUGGAGGCUGGUUCUGAAGAUGUUGAGAAGAAGAAGAAAAAGAAAGUUAAGUUUCUAUUACAGUGCCUCUGAAGAUAAAAAUCAUGCAGCGCUUCACAAAAACAAAAAAUGAAAAAACAUAAAAUAAAAAAAGCAUUUAGAAAAAUUUUAAAAUAUAUUUAAAAUGAGCAAAAAUAGGCAAUUGUGAUUAAAAAAUAUUAAGAAAGACUGAGUGAACAAGAAAGAGGGAAAUCAGUGGAUCCUGAGGAAGGUGGAAUAGGUGGGGAGAGCAGAAUAGAGAGAGUGGUGAAGAAGGUCAUACAAAAGCCAGCUUAAACAAGUGAGUCUUCAGCUGCUUUUUAAAGGAGACCACUGAGGAAGGAACCACGCACACAAUCUGGUCUCAACCCCAAACCAAGACGGACCGUUCUACGUCCAAUUAGAGGGAAACCUAUUGAGCCAAUCACCAAGAACGUUCUUCCUCCUGUAAAGUGGAAACCCGUUAUAUAUAGGGGAAAAGCCUGGACUUCCUUAUAUUUUGAAGGUGUUUCUUUUAGUUAGUUAGUUAGUUAGUUAGUUAGUUAGUUAGUUAGUUAGUUAGUUAGUUUUCUGUUUCAGUUUAUAUGACUCUUUCGUACAUUUUUUACUGUAGAGCUACAAUUAUUCAGCAGUUUACUCAAAUGUGGUCAAAGCAUUCAGCUUGGAAAGGUCGGCUACGACUUUUAAGUUUUUUAGUUCGUUAGUCAAUAGAUAAAUCAUUAGUUUGUUAGGUUUUAGAUGAAGUACAAAAAAAGCAUGUCAUGUUCCCGAGCCGAGGUGAGUGACACCAUCUCCACUCUAACUGUGAUUGAGCUGAUUUCCCUCAGGUGAGGAGCGGAGGGGGCGGCAGCUGCAGAAGAUCCCAAUCAGGAACUCGGGUUUAAAAGGAGGAUGGAGACACUUCACUACGUUGGAUGAUUGCACCAGUUUAACAUCCUCACUCAACCUGCUUCCCUCUCGCUGUUUUGUACUCGGGAUUCAUACACCACGUCCCAUCCUCCUCCGUUGUUCCUAUUGGCCCCUCUCUGCGACCUCACUCAUCCCGGAUCGCUCACCCUCUGCCCAACGCUCACCUCGGCUCCCCCGCCUCCCUCAUUCAUCCCGAGCGCUACUUGGACUCGAGCUACACCGCUCACUCCCACAGGACUUCCCUGUGCUAUUUUUGUUCCCGUUUAAUAAUAAAGAACUUUACUUUUA